AAAAAUGCAAGGGAAAACAAGAAACAUGCGUUAGUGAAGAGAAGAAGCUUGUCUUUGAUCAUCUUUUCCAUGGUGUCACAAACAAAAUAAAAAAAUGUCCGGUAUAUCACUUAUAUCAUUGGAGGGCAGUGACGUGAUAGAUGUACCACUUACAAAGACCGUGAUAGGAAGGGGACCUUUCCUGCAGGUCACUGAUAAGAAGGUUUCAAGGAACCAUGGCAUACUGGAAGUAGAGAAUGGAGAUUUAUACCUGACACCUACUCACAGUAAUCCAUGCUUUUUCAAGAAAAAUGGAGGAGGCUCAGCAGUGGCUCUGCCUAAGGAUGAAAAGCGAUGCCUCCGGGCAGGGGAUGUAUUUGGCUUACUACCAGAUAAACUCUUCUUUAAAGUAAAAUCAAACAAAAUCACAAAUGGAGCCAACAAAGGUGGCGUUCAAAACGAUACUGCAGCCCCGAAGUCAGCAGAUUCAGAAAAUGAGGAAAAAGAUGAAGAGGAGAUGGAAGAGGAAGAUGAUGAAGAAGAUGUUGGUAAAAAAGGAAAGAAGACAGUGCGACCUCCAGGAAAAGGUGAUAUGAGUAUGCCAACUGACAAGAAGCGAGUUCUGCCAAACUGGAUGGUACAGAUAGCCAAAGUAUCUGGGGGUCCAGCUAGUCCGACCAAGAAGGCAACUGCUAAACCUGAUCAGAAAAAAACAGCAACACCAAAAAAGGGAGAGUCUGAUGAGGAACAAAAAUCACCCAAGAAAAGAGGCAGAGGAGCAGCUCCAAAGAAGAAAGAUUUCAGCGAAUCAGAAGAGGAAGAGUCAGAAGAAGAAUAUAAACCCAAGCCAACCAGUCGAGGCCGUGCAGCAACUCAGAAAAAGAAGGCAGCCAGUGAAUCUGAGGAGUCUGAAGAAUCAGAAGAGGAGUACAAACCAAAGCCUCGUGCUCGAGGCAAGGCUACUCCUAAAAAGAGGAAAAAAGAUGAGGAUGAGGAGGAUGAAGAUGAAGACGAGGAGGAGGAGUACAAACCUAGAAAUGCUGGAAGAGGACGAGGAAGAAAACCUGUCGUCAAAUCUCCAUUAAAACGAGCGAAGAAACAGAGUGACUCUUCUGAGGAGUCAGAAGAGGAGUCACCAAAAAAGAGGAAGGAUGAGUCCGAGGAGGAGGAAGAGGUGAAAAAAAAGCCAUUUAAAAGAGUUAGACGAGUGCGAGAUUGGAAUACCCCAUCCACAAGUCGACCAGCUCGGUCAGCAGCUACAAAAAGGGGCAGUUAUGUAGAUGAAUUUGUCGCCCCUGAUGACUUGUCUGAUGAAGAGGAGGAUGUGUCAGAUGGCAAGGACAGUGACUUUGUACUGGAUGAUGAUGACUCGGGCAGCGACUGGGAGGCAUCAAAUAAGAAAUCAAAAAAGGCACAAAAGAGGACACCAGGUCGUAAGAGAGGACGUCGAAAGCGAGGUUCUGAUAGUGACUCUGAUGAAAGUUAUGUUCCUCGUGUCAGUAAACGCAGAGCAAGUGCUGCAGCAACUAGGAAAUUCAAAGACUUUGAUGAUGAUGAUUCAGAUGAAGAAUACAGACCUAGACCUUCAGCACGACGAGGAAGAGGACGACGAAAGAAAGAAAGUAGCGAUGAGGAGGAUUCUGAGGAGGAAUACAAAGCCAAGAAGGGGCGACCUAAGAAAAAGAAGAGUGAAAGUGAAAGUGAAGAAGAGGAGGAGGAGGAAGAAUCUGAGGAUGAAAAGCCUACAGCUAAAAAAACCCAGAAAAAAGAAAAAGAUGAAGAAAGUGAAGAAUCUGAUAGUGAGGAGGAAAAGAAGAAACCAUCAAUGGCAGCAACAAAACAACAAUCAAAGCCAGUAACGAAAAAAGAGAGUGAUGAUGAUACACCGAAAGUGAAAAAGAGAAAGAAAUGCAUGUUUGGGAAGAAAUGUUACAGAAAAAACCCAGUUCACUUUGCCGAUUUUUGCCACCCAGGAGAUGAUACAUUUGACGAGGAAGACAGUGAAAUGUCAGAUGAUAUGUUAGCCAAAAAAUUUGCUAAAUACAAGGACAAUAUGAAAGAAAAGGCAGGCCUAAAUAGAAAAAGUAGGAAAACAGAUUCUCUGGGUGAUGAUGAUGGUCUUCCAAAUACAUAUGAUUAUGAAGACUCCUUCAUCGACGACACACGUUCCUCAGGAGACAGCGAUGAGUCCGAACCGAAUCCAGGAGACUCUGAUUCAGAUUUUGACCCAGAAAAUUCAGAAGAUAUUCGCAGGCUUGUCAAAGAUGCCAAAGGAUUUAUCAAGAAUAAGAAAUUGCAGAACAUAAAAUCCUAAUGGAGUUCAAUCUGGACAUGAUUUUUGAACAGAUUUUUAAUUUGUAGACCAACCGGUGUGGUUAUAAAACAGAUAAUUUUGACAAAGAUGGCAGUUUCUUUUUAUUUUCCAUCUUGUAAAUGUUACAGUAGACAGAUAAUCUUUGGAAAAUUGUUGCCAUAUUGGUAAAAUGGUUGAUACAAUCUGUUUACAUUGGAAAGAUAUCACGCCCUUCACACACAGCCAGAAUAGAUAUAAAUAUUUUAUCAUUAGAUGGAUUUUUUAUGUCAUGUUGAUGAGGAAGAAAAUACAUCAUAUUGCUGAUUAUUUCUGUUGGUUAAAUUUCUUUUUUUUUUUUACACAAAACGAUGAUUAAAGAAAACUUGUUUUGCUAUCUGAGGAUACAAUUGUAAGUAUAUUUGAUUUUUGCAGAUAUUGCUCGAAAUGUCAGCUUUCAAACAGUAAUCAGUGUGAUUUUGUUCUCAGUUUGGAGGUGCAAUAGUGAUAAUGAAACCAGUGUAGUAGAAUAGGCUCUGUUACACUUUGACAAUUUCAUUUGCAUGUGUCAUAUCAUUACAUCAAUUAGGUGUAUAACCUAUGACUUGAGAAUAGCUAUCAUUAUUCCUCAAAAUUAACCAGCUCUAUGGAGGUUUUUCUGAACAGAUUGUUAUAGUGUUGAAUGAAGAAUAUUAAAUGUAGCCAAACAUGCACAAUGGUGGCUUUUAAGUUGUUGCGGGGUAAAUGUUAUCAAUGUCUUGUGUCCUAGUAUUCAUGCCAUCAUCCCAUGACAGUGUUUUAUUUUAUAAUCAUCUAGUACAAGGCAAUUGUAUGAAAAUUUGCUAUUUUGUGAAUUGGAUUUUUGUAUGGGAAAAUGUUCAUGUCUUGUGUUGGUGAAUCUGUAUUCUUGUAAUAGGAGUAGUUGCUUGAAGCCAUAGAACUAUGUAUAUAACGCAUAUCAACAUUGAAUUAGAGGAAUCAUCAAUCUGCUUAGCUUCAUGAAAUAUUCUUAGAUCUUUUAUUUUUUCCUUGGUACUGUGAAAUCAUAUUUUUUGAUGGAGCUCAAUUUUUUCAAAAAAAAAAAAAAAAAAAAAAUUUCGUGGACACUUAAUUUUGUGAAUAAAUAUAGCUCAAUAUAUCUACUUACACUUAUUUUAACAGCUUGUGGACAUAUUGAAUCCUGAAUAAUGAGUACCCACAAAAUCCAUCAAAAUAAAUUCCCAACAAAAAGUUAUGACUUUGCAAUAUCACACGAUACUUAACUCGUACAUUAGGAGACUGCCCAAAAUGUGGAAAUAUGUGACCAUGUUGAAAAUGUAGUCCAUCUAAAUAUUUUUUAGUAUUAACACAUACAAAAUGCAAAAUUAAAUUUUUUUCUGAUAUAUGUUGAAUUUAUUCAGAUACCUUGUGUGUUGUAAAAUAGCACUGUUCUACUCAUCACAGAAAUAGGUCACCUGGAUUCCAGUUUGCUAAGUUUUUGUCUUUUUUUGAUAAAAACAAGAUAUUUUGUUUGUUCACACUUUUGUUAAGUUUCAGUAAGUGUUUGUGUUAUCUCUGUAAACAAAUUCAAGUCUUGGUUCAUUUCUUGUAAUCAGUGAAAUGUUCUUUUCUGCCUUUUGUUUUUAGUUUAUAUUUUUGGUAAUAUUUUCAUUUAAGUUCAUGACAAAUUAAAAAAAUAUAAGUCAGUAUAAGAGUCCAGUCAUCAUCAUGGUCAAGAUGAAACAUGCAGUGAUGGUCAAGUGGACAGUCUUUGGGGAAAACUUUGAGACUAUAGAAGUCUUGGCAGUGUUUUAUGAUACAUUGAUAGUGGUUCAGAGUUCUCCAGGAUGUCCAUGCUUUAAAAAACUAAAUGUAUUUGUUGUUAUUAACGGUAUGCUUGUACACCAGUACAGUAUUGGUACAGUUUGUAAUUUGAUUGUCACUUUUAAUGUACAUACAUGUAUCUUUUGUUAGCUUUUUUGUCUACGAAAAUAAGACAAAUGACUUUUUGAUGCAAAUUGGCUGGCCAUUUUGUGUUCCUCUCUGAUCUGAACGAUGUUUUAGUCAACUUAAAAUAUGUGUUACUUUCAAAGGGACCUUGAUACAAGUCUGUCAAAAUUCAAAAAGAGGAAGAAUGGUUCAGGCAUUGUUUUUUUAAAGCAGUUUCCUAGCAAACAAUCUAUGAUUUUGAAACUUUUAGAACUGAACUAGAAAACAUCAGUGGCCCUCCUUUUGUUCCAUGCAGUGCAAUUGCCAUGGUUUCAGAGUUAAUCUCUAAACACUUUACAUACAACUUUGUUUUACUUUUAACACCCUCCUGGCAGCCAUCUUUGCCUCUUGUGGAGGCAUCUACUGUUGUAUCUUGUAAGCUGUAUUAUAUAUCAUUCUGCUUAGGUAUAAUUUUUAUAGAAAUAUUUGGCAUUGGAAACAAAAGAAUCCAUACAUGUAUUUGUGUCUGGGCCCCAUCACUGCUGUAUUGAAAAUCCUUUGUACUCUGAAUACAAAAGCGUUUAAAACAAGCAUUUAGAUUAUUAUGCUUGUUAGAAACUGUUGAUGAUUUUGGAAUAUUAAAGGAAUAGAAUGGAUCAAAAUACACACUCCUCCAUUCACAUGCAUUCUUGAUUCCUUGUUUAAUAUUAAAUGAACAAUACAGAGAAAAUAAAGGAAACAUUUAAAUUUUAGAUUGUGUGUCCUGGAAUCAGUUCAGCAUUUAUAACAAGGUUCAGUUUGAUUUUAAGAUCAUCACUUUGGGUAAUUGAUCCAUAUAAAACAAGUUAAUGCAAGACAUUAAGAAUAAUACAUGUAUCAGCUGAUCCAGAUCUUGAUUGCAUUCAUCAUGAAGUACUGUAAGAUUUGAUGAUUACCCUGUAAGAUUUGAUGAUUACACUAUAAGAUUUGAUGAUUACACUGUAAGAUUUGAUGAUUACCCUGUAAGAUUUGAUGAUUACACUGUAAGAUUUGAUGAUUACCCUGUAAGAUUUGAUGAUUACACUGUAAGAUUUGAUGAUUACACUAAGAUUUGAUGAUUACACUGUAAGAUUUGAUGAUUACACUGUAAGAUUUGAUGAUUACCCUGUAAGAUUUGAUGAUUACACUGUAAGAUUUGAUGAUUACACUGUAAGAUUUGAUGAUUACACUGUAAGAUUUGAUAAUUACCCUGUAAGAUUUGAUGAUUACACUGUAAGAUUUGAUGAUUACACUGUAAGAUUUGAUGAUUACCCUAUAAGAUUUGAUGAUUACCCUGUAAGAUUUGAUGAUUACACUGUAAGAUUUGAUGAUUACACUGUAAGAUUUUGAUGAUUACCCUGUAAGAUUUUAAUGAUCCCUCUUUGGAAUCAUAUUGUUAUAUAAACUAAAACCACCGCCAUUGCUUACCUUUAUCAUCUUGAUUUUAUUGUCGACUUGUUAAUGACAUAAAGUAAAGGUUUAUUGAUUACAAAUCAUUUCGUUAGAAACACAACAGCCACUCAGCCAUGGGCAGCAUGGCUAGCGACUUUUUCUUCGAAAAUAUUAAUUAUCUCCCCUUAAUUUGUAUUUUCUUUCAGGCAUUGUCUGUUUAUUAAAGAAAAAAAAUGUAGUUAUGGAGUGCGCUUAUAUUUUACAUGUCAAAUUAAACAUUAUGUUCCAUCUUUGCUUGCCAAGGGUUCAUCUCGUAUAUAAUAAUGAAAAUUGUGCAUAGUUGAUUUGGCUAGCAAAGAUAAUUCUAUUCUGUAUCAUCAAUAUACAGUAUACAGACAGUUCUCAAAGUCUUAAUAUUCUGUAGUAUGGAAUACAGCUUUCUGUAACAAAACAUAGAAUGAUAUUAGAUAAUGAUAGAUACUGGUGGAUAUGAAUGAAUUACACAGCCAACAUUUUCUUUUGUCCAUGCCCACAGGCUGAAAUCCAGUCUUUAAAAAUUUAAUAAAAACCUACCUUGUGAUUGGUAUUUCAUCAUUUCAAUUUUUUUUCUUUUUGCAUUUCAUUAAUUGAUUCUGUCUGGAAAGGUAUAUUUAAAUGUAGAAAUUAAGAUUAAGUAAACAUUGAUCCUAAAAUGAUGAUAUUAGACACUAUAGAAAAUUGUCAAGUUAAGGAAGUGUUCAUUGUAUGGUUUGUAAUUGUACAUAUAUUCAGACAUAUUUUUUGUAUGGUAUAUUAGACAUUGUCAUAAUUCUGUUAUAUUAAUCAGUUAUGAAAGAUGAAUCAAUUUUUUGUUUUUGUGUUCAUUUACAAUUUUCUCUAUGUUUAAUAACUGAUUAUUAGUGAAAAUUUCAGUUCCUUAGAGAGCAAUGUUUCUUGUUUACAAACAAUGCUGAAAAUAACCUACCAAUUCAGAUCUUAAUGUAAGCUCUUGUUGACCCCAAGAUGGAUUUAGACAAGCUGAUGAGAACACAUGGGUCUGUUACUGCAGACAGGGGACUUAAACACUGAGAAAGAUUAAAUAUAUCCUAUGUGUAUAUAUACAUACCGAGAAGCUAGGCUUCAAAUGUGCAUGAAUGUUUAUUAAAACAUAUGACAAUA
Ylistrum balloti is the source of this 6745-nucleotide messenger RNA. Its product is annotated as aprataxin and PNK-like factor. The transcript is spliced from 16 exons. The record is from RefSeq and is a predicted model, not a curated record. Gene Ontology annotation, cellular component: site of double-strand break; nucleus. Gene Ontology annotation, biological process: double-strand break repair. Gene Ontology annotation, molecular function: DNA-(apurinic or apyrimidinic site) endonuclease activity; protein binding; 3'-5' exonuclease activity. Bases 95 to 2293 code for a protein of 732 amino acids. NCBI's taxonomy places the organism in Eukaryota, Metazoa, Mollusca, Bivalvia, Pectinida, Pectinidae.